UUAUAAUCGAAAAAGAAGAAAAUGGCGUAGUGUGUACAAAAAUUGUUUACUUGAUUUAGAAAAGCUGAUCUACGAAUCACCAUGCAGUCAUGAAUAAAAGAAAACCACAGCCUCUUCAAGGGGUUCAGAACAUAAGAAAGUUUUUAAAAGCAGUUAACCAAGAAGGGAAAGUUAUUCCAUAUAAAGUAAACGAUAAUCUACUGCUCCCUGAAACCUGUGGUAUUUAUACUAAAUAAUCAAACAGUUAAGACUUUAGAGCCAAGAUGAAGAGAUUCGAACUGAAGGAAUUUGCUUAUCGGAAUCAAAUCCAAAUCCCAGAUAAUCAGAGACAUUCUAAUUUUGUGAGUCAAUAUGGUAAUCAACGCAUGCCGAGAUACAACCCACAACUAAAUCCAAAUUUUACUCCAAUGCCUAUGAACCAUCAACAGAAUGUUUGUUUUCAAAGGGGUUUCUAUCCAAAUUCACAACCAUUUCCAAACAGAGAAAUGGAACAAAGACCACAGUUGAAUCAGAAUUCAGUUUAUGGAACGAGAGAUAGAAGUGUCCAUUUUAAGCCAUACUCAGUACAAGAUAGGAAUCAACUACAAGCAUUUCAAAUUGAAAAAAGACACACCUUACAGGAACUGCAACGAUUAGAGUCCCAAGUGGAAAAGCUACAUGUUGUAGAUCAUCCUAGAUCAGAUUCGCAAGUGGAAAGAUUACAUGUUGUUGAUCAACCUAGAUUAGAAUGGGAACAUAGCUUAAGACACAGUUCACCAAUACCUCACAUUCCAACAAGGUUUUCUGCAAGACCAUUUCUCCAAAAGUCCCCACCUAAUCAACUAUCACCACCACAAAUUACACCACCACAAAGCCAACCAAUAUUUAGGCCCAGAACACAGUUUACCCCUCUAAGACGUUUUAAAUGCACUAGUUAUAAGUCAUGGUCAACAAAUACGUUUUCAGCAACAACAAGAACACACUUUAAUAGCUCAAGUUCAACUCCAAAAGCAGUAGAUAAUAAUAAAUCUAAUAACCUGCCUCUUUUGAAUAAGAAUCAAAGACCAGGUGUGGGUGAAAACCUUAAGCUUAUUGCAGAACCACAUAAAAGUCUGAUUGAAAAUUUGUGGAAUAAAGACCAUCCAAAAUGUGUACUUGGUGAUCAGUAUCAGUUUGAGCCCAAGAAUGCUCAGUUCAAACAAUUAUAUGAAGACCAAGAAGAGAAUAACAAAGUGUCAAAUAAAAACCUAGAAGAGCAUGACAAGCUAUUGAAGAAAGAUCAAGAAGAGCAUGACAAAGAAAGAAAGAAAGACCAAGAAGAGAUAGAGAAAGUAUCAAAGAAAAAUGAAGAAGAGCAUAACACACAAUCAAAGACAGAUCAAGAAGAGCAUGACAAACAAUCAAAGAUAGAUCAGGAAAUGAAUGACAAAGAAAGAAAGAAAAACCAAAAACAGUGUGGCAGAAAAUCAAAAGAAGAUAAUGAACAUGUCAAAGAAUCAAAAAAUGCUACAUUACAUGACCAUGAAUCGAAUGAAUAUCCUAAAAUUUACGAUGAAAAAGGAAAAGAUAAAAAUAAGGAAAAACAUCACCCUUUGGCUUUACACACAGAAAAAGAUAAGAUUGAAGAGAAUGGUAGUGGAAAUAUAUUGAGCGGGAUAACUUAUCCAGACAUGUCAGUAAAUGAGCAUUCAGUUAUCAUCAAUAGCAGUUCUUUAGAUACUAGUAGCAAAACAAGUGAAAGAAAGUCAACAAAUACCAAUCAAAACCAUGCAUCGAUAAAUGAACAGUCUAAAGUUUUGAACAUAUUCUCUGGAAAUCCUUUACAGAACGUGAAACAAGCCCCAAGAGAAAAUGUUUCUGAUUCUGCCCAGCAUUCUGUAAUACAUAUUUCAUCUGAUGAUGAAGAAGAUGCAAUUGUGGAAGCUUCAAAAAACACUGUAAAAACCUGUACCAAUAGUUUACUCUCCCCAGAGAAGAAACUGCAGGCAAAAUUACCCCAAAAAGCUCAAGCUGCAAAUAAACAUUCCAAUCUAGUCAAACCUGUUUGCCAAAAAAAUAUAACCCAAAACAAUACAAAUCUCAAUACUGUUGUCAGUACAGUCCCAUUUGUUGUGCAGAAGAAUAACUAUAAAUAUGCAAAUCCGUCUCAUAAAUAUAAAGAAGCUCCCAAAUCAACUAUUGGACAAUUGAUUAAUGAUUUCGAUGAUAUGGAAACACAUGCAAGUUCAGAUGAAGAAUUUCUAUUUCUCAAAGAUAAGAAUUCACCAACAAUUGGCAUGGUAAUAGAUUUGGAGGAAAAUGAUACUAGUUUAGACUCUAGUUCCCCCAAGAAGGAAGAAAAAAACAGUCCUUUCAAUUCGCCCAAGCAGAAUGAAAAAAAGAGUCCUUUCAAGAGUCCUUUAACACAUACUACAUCUCCGAAAUUUAAGUUGAUGGAGACUUCUAGUGGAAAUACCUCCAUGGACAGUACUUCGUCACCCAACAAACAGUCUAUAAACAUAAGCCAUUGUCUUGGUCCCAACAAAAUUUCCUUUCAAAUAAAGGGUAGAAGUGAAUCAAAUAGCUCAAGAGAAAAUGCUUUAGAACCAAAAAUAAUUCCUUCAGUUAUGUCCCGACCAAAUACUACAAAAUCUGAUAGAAGUCAGAGAAGAAAUAACAGUAAGAAUUGUAGUAGUUCCUCAGAUGAAGAACUAUGUAGAGAAACCCUCAUUUCAAGGAAAGUAUCAAAAAGUCAUUCAUCUGAAGAUAAAAGAUCCGAAGUGGUCUGUGAUGAUGCAGGUAGAAGGCUGUUUGAAUCAAAUGAAGAUAUUGAUCUUUAUAUGAGGAAAAAAUGUUCAUUGGACAAGUAUUAUACUAGAUCCAGAAAAAAACAUUAUUCAUACUCAGGCAGGUCCUCAUCAUCUACAGCAAAACGAUCUUAUUAUUCAAGUGAUGAGUCUGAUGCAAGAAGCCACACUUCAAGUGAAACUAGAAGUAUCUCAUCUGAUACUGAAAAGGAUAUGAGUAGAAGUACAUCACCAGAUUAUGGAAAGGAUAGAAUAAUGAGAAGAUCCUCACCUGAUUAUAAGGACGGAAAAAUCACAAAUUCCUCACUUGAUCACGAAAAGGAUAGAAGAAAGAGAAGUGCUCUACCUGUUUACAAAUAUGAAAGAAGAAAGAAAAAUACUUCACCUGAUCACAAGAGGGAUAGAAGAAAGAGAAGAACAUCAUCUGAUUACCAAAAGGUUAGAUGCAAAAGUACCUCACAUGGUUAUGAAAAGGAUAGGAGAAAGAGAAGUACCUCACGUAAUUCUAAAUAUGAUAGAAGUAAGAAUACUACCCCACCUAAUUGUGAAAAGGAUAGAAGAAAGAGAAGUACUACACCUGAUUGUGGAAAGGAUCCAAGAAAGAGAAGUACCUCACCUCGUUAUGAAAAUAAUAGAAAUAGGGGACAAAACAUAUCUGAUUAUGAAAAGAAUAAAAGUAGAAGUACCUCACAUGAUUAUGAAAAGAAUAAAAGAAGAAGUACCUCACAUGAUCAUGAAAAGAAUAAAAGAAGAAGUAUCUCACAUGAUUAUGAAAAGAAUAAAAGAAGAAGUAUCUCACAUGAUUAUGAAAAGAAUAAAAGAAGAAGUAUCUCACAUGAUUAUGAAAAGAAUAAAAGAAGAAGUACCUCACAUGAUUAUGAAAAGAAUAAAAGAAGAAGUACCUCACAUGAUCACGAAAAGAAUAAAAAAAGAAGUACCUCAUGUGAUUAUGGAAGAGAUAGAAGAAGGCAAAGUUCGUCACCAGAUUAUAAAAAGGAUAGAAGACAACAAAGUAGGCCUAGCUCACCGAAUUAUGAAAAGGAUAGAAAAGAGAUAAGUAAUUAUAGACAAAAGUAUAAUUCUACAAAUUAUAAUAAGGAAAGCAGUCCUGAAAAAUCAUCAAGAUACAGAUCUCAUUUUUGUAGGGAAGAUAAACAUGACUACUAUUGUCCUACCAUUUCUUCAGGAAGAGGCCAUGAUUCUCAAAAAAUGGACCAUAUAGAUAAGCGUCAUGUAGAGCUUGAAAAAGAAAAAUCAAGGAGAAGUCCAAUAGAUUAUCUUCUUGGCAAAUGUGAGGGACAAAAGUCCCGAAAAAGUCCUAUAGAUUUCUUCAUUGAUAAAAUCAAUGAAAGCGAAGUUGAAAAACAGCUUUUUUGUCAUAUUGAUCAAAGAAAAAGGAAUGAAAUAGAUACCAAAUUAAAACCAAUCCCAAUUAAAUAUAAUGUUAAAAAUGUCAAGGAUGUAACAUACAGCAGAAAACCAGCUACCAGUGAUCCCAGUACCAGUGACCAUAGCAACUUCGUAGCUAGUUCUUCAAAGAAAGAUGAUUAUGGGAGAAGUCUUUCUGAAAUAGACUAUUAUAGGAGUCCUUACAGAACUGUGAAAAUUUCAAGUACUGCAACAGCUGCACCUAAGAAAUAUGUAAAAGUGAAGAGCAUUGCAACUGCUGAAGAUGACCAAAAACCUACAGAAAUAUCUAGGAACGUGUCUAAUUUUUCUAGUAAAAUAAAAGAUGAUAAGCAAAAAUCUUGCCUAAAAUCUAUUAUUUGUUCAAGUAAAGAAAAAUUAAAUGACAGGAAAAACUCAGAUAAUGUCAAAUCUGAUAGUUUAAAAAAGAAUCCCGGUGGUAAAGCAUUUAGAUCUGUUAUAAUUUCCAAGAUUGAAGAAAACAGAAAAUCUGAAAAGAAUCCUUCUCAUGACAUCUCAUCUCAUGACAAUACACCAAUUGUACAUUCAACUUCAUCUGAAAAUGCUCCUGACAGUAAGAGGUUUGACGAAUAUAGGGAUGGUGAUAAAAGAUCGGUCCCUAAAACCACUUUUAAAAAAUUAAAAGUUCCUAAAAGAACUGUAACCGAUGCCAUCAGUAUGAAAACCGUAACUGAUGCCAUCAGUAUGAAAUUAUGUAAGGUUGCGCUUUCUGAGAAUGAACUGACUCCAUCUCCAAUGAAGAGCAUUGAAAAGAGCAUUGAUGUCAAAAUCCUUUCAGUACCUUGUCAAAAGCCAAUUCAUAACUCUGGGCAAACUGAAACAAGUAAUACAGGAAUCAGUCCCUCUACUAAGUGUACUACUACAACCUUUCCAGCUGACCAGAAAGGGAAAUUUAUGAACUCAUUACCAAAGAAUGAUAAAGGUGAUACUGUAAUUGAAAAAGAACAAAUCGUUAAUGCGCCAAUCAUCACUUCAACUUCAUCUGAAAAGGCUCCUGAAAGUAAGGAGUUUGAAGAAUAUAGGGAUGGUGAUAAAAAAUCAGUGCCUAAAACCACUUUUAAAAAAUUCAAAGUUCCUAAAAGAACUGUAACCGAUGCCAUCAGUAUGAAAACAGUAACUGAUGCCAUCAGUAUGAAAACAGUAACUGAUGCCAUCAGUAUGAAAUUAUGUAAGGUUGCGCUUUCUGAGAAUGAACUGACUCCAUCUCCAAUGAAGAGCAUUGAAAAGAGCAUUGAUGUCAAAAUCCUUUCAGUACCUUGUCAAGAGCCAAUUCAUAACUCUGGACAAACUGAAACAAGUAAUACAGGAAUCAAUCCCUCUACUAAGUGUACUACUACAACCUUUCCAGCUGACCAGAAAGAGAAAUUUGUGAACUCAUUACCAAAGAAUGAUAAAGGGGAUUCUGUAAUUGAAAAAAACCAAAUCGUUAAUGCACAUAUAUCAGACAUUGAUUUGAAGAAGAGUUCAACGACAGUUCAGACCAUUGUUUUGGAAGAAAGUAUAUUAGACAAGGAAGUCGAGUACGUCUCUGCCAAUCCAAUAAGCACUGAUGAUAUUCUCAAAAAAGAAAAUGAAAUUUGUACUUCCAGGCGCGCAUCUAGGGAAGGUAUAAGAAAAUAUGCUACCCUAUUUUGCCAAGAUAUGGAAACUUACAAUAGCAAAAAACUUCUACCAUCUACUACUCCAAAUAAACUAGGUAUAAAUGUUGAAUCCAGAGACUGUUCUUCUGAAGUUGAAAAGACAAUAGCUGUUGAUCCAGAAUUGAUUCUGCAAAGAAGUGCAAAUUUUACUGUAAGAAAAUAUGCAGAAAUUUUUUGCCAAGAUAUGGCAGAAUAUGAUAGCAGAAGAGGUCUAUCUAGUAAUCCUUUUGCACAGAUCAGUAAAGGGGAUGAUAAUAUUGAUAACUCAGAUACUUCAAGCAAAUCAUUACAUAAAACAGGGUCUCCAGAAGAGGAUGAUUGCUCAAAAAGAAAAUCAUCUGAAAUCACUACAGAAGAAAUGAUAAAACCGAUACCUGAGGCAAAAUGUGUGUCACCAGUUUUCAAAGUUCCUUUCAUCAUUCCUCUUCCAUCAGAGAAAACAUUUAAAGGAUUUGAAAAGGAUGAUCAAUCUAUUGAAACAAAUGAUGAUGCAGAUAAUGAUACAAGUAAUAAUCUUCAAAAAGAUUUCCAGAAUUCAAAUACUCUCUAUGUACCAGAUGUUCCAUCAAUUAAGGUAUUUAACUACACUGACAGCCCCCAAUCAGAUGAUGUAUCAGGUGGACCUAAUAUCAUUGCAGACUUAGUUUCAAAAAACAUACUUGACAUUGCUAAAAUUUCGAUUUUCAGCCAUUCACCUGAAAUGGAGGAUUCCCAAUGUGAAAGUGUUGAUAUAAAACAUAAAAAUGACAAUAUAACUGUUCAAAGAAGUCCUACGCAUUCUUCUAAUAAAGCAAACAUAACUGUUCAAAGUGGUCCAAUGCGUUCCCCAAAUAAAGCAUCAAGAUGGAAUCAGGUUUAUAAAAGAAAGAUAAGCAAAAUGAAUAUCAAGAGUAACAGUAGCACAAUUCAGAAAAAUGAUCUUAAUAUAGCGACAGAUGUUAAGAAAGGUUGUCGAUCAAGGAGAUGGGAUGAAGAAAGUAGAACAAGAAGAUGUAAAGAUGAAAGAGGUGGUAAUAAAUAUGAAGAUAACCGUAAGCCAGAAGCAGAUAGAAAUAUUGGAAAUGCAGCAAAUAUUUUCAAAGUCCAUGAAAAAUUGUCGGUUCAUCAGGAUGAUAUUGUGCAGAAUCAAUCAAUGUAUUCAACAUGUACUGUUUCACAAGAAGAUGAAAGUAGAAAACCUAGUCAGAUUGCUGGAAAAAAUUUAGUUUCUGUUGUUGCAAAUGUGAUAAAGGAUUUGACAUGGAAAAAAGGGGAGCAAUCAGCCUUUUCAACAGUUGGACGGAGAAGGUUUAGAGAAGCAAACUCAGAUUCAAUAAAACAAUCAAAUAAAUCCAGUGAUCUAAACCCCCCUAAAACAGAAAUAUUUAACGAUUCAUUGGAAAAAUUGCAUGAUUCUGCCACUAGUGAACUUUGUAACCCAGUCAUUCCUGCACCAGAUAAUGGCAACACAAUCGGUAGUGGCAAAUUAGAAUUAGAAGCAGAUGGAUCGAAGGAAACUGAUCAGGCAAGGUAUGAUAUAGUUAGUUUUAUAAUGAAGGAUGUAAAGUCUCCAUCAAGCAAGAUGGUAGAAUCUUCCGCUAGUGAAAUAUUUGAAGUCAGUGAAACAAACCUGCAAACUCAAUAUGAAUCUGAAAAAAGCUUACAUCCUAUAAAAGAAGUAUCUUUGUCUACAACUGGUGAGUACCUGCAGAACCACCAUCAUGACUCCAUGGCUACAUAUUCUAAAAUAAAUGAAAAUCCUAUACUUUUCAAAGAACAAUGUACUCCUACUGAUACAGCAGCUUUAGAUAAGAACCAAAAGGACAAGACAGAAACACCCAGUGCGAUGGUCGAAAUUGAGUCUACAGAUAAAGAGAGGAAAAAAUGUAAAAGGAAAUUUAAGACUAAAUGUAAGAGAGCUAACGCAGCAUCUAUUAAUGAUACAUCUGAACAUCCAUCAAAAACAGAUGGGAAAGAAGACAAUGAAUAUAAAAGAACAGGAUUGAAACUAAAACUUUCAACAUCAUUUAAGACAAAGUCCAAAAAGUUCACAUUAAAAACACAUAAAAACAUACGGAAGAUAACUUCCAAAAGUUUGACAAGUGUAACAAAGGGACUGUUGCAUAGAUCUCCAUCGGUUUAUUCAUCAAACUGUACCAAUGAAAUGCCAGAUGAUAAAAGGACAGAUGGUUUAGUAUCACAACAAAAGACUGAAGGUUUGGUGGAAGGUGAGAGUUUGGGUACAAUAACUGGAAGAGAGGACAUGGAUAUUAUACCAGAUUUGACUAAAGGUGAACUUAGUGGUGAAGAACCAUCUUAUGAUAAUCCUAAUGAGAUGCCUGUUCUUACAAGAAUAGAUGAUUAUAUCCCUUUGAAACCAAGAGGAACCAAUACCACAGCACAGAAUAAAAGCUUAUCUUCCAGUUUGAAAUCACCCCAGAAGUCAAGCGACUCGGACAAUCUACCUAGGGUAACACCAUUGAAAUAUUUAGCAGGUGGGGACUGUGUGGAUAUGACAAAUGAUAGUCAAACCAGAACCUUGAACCAGUCUGUCUCCCUAGAUGUAACAGAACAAUUCAAAACCCCAGAAAAACUGAGUGAUAAACUAAUCAUAAGACAUUCCAGACUCGAUGAUUUCAAAAGGAAUUUAUGCAAAUCUCCCCGUCUGAAAGCGAAAGCAGACAACAGCCUUGUCAGCCCCAAAAAGAUACAGCCACCUGCAGAAAUAUUUCUAAAUUUUGAGACACCAGUUACACCAGAAAAAUCUGAAGAUUGGUCUAAGAAAAUCUCAGAACAAAUUGUACCAGCAAAAUCUUCUGAUGUUGAUGAUGGGAAUGAGGAUGUUAAUGAUGUUGUAACACCCAUAGCUCAAGAUGGAUAUUAUUCUGAUGAUUCCCUAUGUCUAGGAAUGUCACCAACAAGUAGUUUAGAUCUAGAUAAAUCAGAUGAUGAUGAUUUAGAUCAGGUUCCUGAUAUUGAUACAACUUCUGCUAUUGUAACAGAGAAGUCUAUAGAAAAGAUCAGUAUUAAAGAAUCAAUAGUUUUAGCUGAGAAACUAAGUGUUCCUAUUAAAGACUGGGUAUAUACACCAAAUAGUGAAAAAGAAUAUGAUGUACCAUCAAGUAGUCAAUCUACUAGUAACAGCAAGUCCAUAUUUUCUCUAGAUACUUUACUUGCGGAGAAAGAAAUAGAAGUAAAGAAUAAUGAUUUGUUAAUAAUGCAGAAUGAACUCAAGAAAGAUAUUAUGAGAGGUGGAUUUGUUCAGGUUAUAGAGGAAGAAGCUCAAGCAGAACAGUUAUUGCCUGAACAAGAAAAAGAAUUAGAAAGGCUUCAAGUUUCAGAGAGUGUAAUAUACAAUGUUCAUCCCGGGGAACAAGUGUUUAACUCAAGGCUAUUUCUACAAUUAUUUACUAAAUCAUUAAGUCCUACACAGUGUGGAUUUAUUAAAGGUGAUUCAAUGAUAGAUCAACAUUUAAGUAAUCUACAACCAGAUCUGUUGUGUGAUUUCCUUACUAGUGGUAUAUUAACUAUGUGCUUUCAUAAAAUAUCCUGUCCUGAAGUAAUAUGUAAAUGGCUCUUCUAUAUCAUGUCAAUUCAUAAGAACAGUCUGGUUGUUCAUAGCUGUCAGAGACUAUUGAUGGAUAUUAUCCAGACACAAACAAUACAAGAUUCAGAUAGUUUUUCCUGGUCACCUAAACCACUGGAUAUUCUGAGGAUUUUCAUCAAUUAUGGUGCCGAAGAAACAAAUUUAUUACCUGAUCAAAGUUUUUAUUCUCCUCAGCAAAUCAGGAGUGCCUUACAACCAUGUGUUAACAUCAAUUUAAAUGAGGCAGACAACAAUUCGUUAUACUUGAUUGGUAGAGAUAAUUUACUUGGUUUUUUGGAUACUCUGUCGUUCGCUCUUCAAGGGAGACCUGAACUGGUAACAGAAGAAAUAACAUUUUUUGUUGAGAUUCUAGUCAAAGCUGCCUUAGAUAAGUCAUUAAAUAAUAAUAAGUGUCAUUAUGAGUUUCAAGUAGCAAUAUCCUCAGCUUUAGAAUGCUAUACAAAAACAGCCUGGACUGGAGUGAUUCCUGAUUUAUGUAGAAGACUGACCAAUAUAACAAGACAUCAUCAUAAUCGUGUUUAUCUGGUACAGUUACUUCCCCCUGGUCAUAGAGGACACUGUAUACAACAACGGGUAGCAGCUAUGUUUUUACAAGAAGAAAUGACCGGAAAAGUUAUGAAAGUGUGUCCAGAAAACAUUAAUAUAAAGAGUUUAUUUCAGUAUAUAGAUUGUAUGAAAGAUAUGAUCAAGAAUGUUGAAUUAUAUAAACUAAAUAGUUGUAUUAUGUUGAUGGAUUUGGUAGUUGGUUGUGAAAAACUUCCUUCAGAACAGAAGAAAUACUUACUAAAGCUUAGUGAAUUGAUUAAUUUAUUAAAAGGUGAAUUAAGAGACAGUGUUCAAAACCUGGAUAAAACUAGGGUAAAAGAUUUGAUGGUGAGAAUUAGUAGUAAAUGGACUCUUAUGAUACAGACCAUGGGUUCAAUGCAGAAAAGUUUAUUUCCCUGGGCAAGACAAAAAUCUCCACAGAAGAUGCGAGUUGAAACACUGGAAACUCAGUCAGACCAAGAGUCUGAGGGUAGUGAUAGUGAAAAACCUAGUGGUUCUAUUGGUAUUCAAGAUAAUGUACAAGUUAAAGACAAUGUAGUGAGAGAUGGAAGUACUAAUGAUGAUGAUGAUGAUGAUGAUGAUGAAGAAGACAAUGUUAAUAAUUCUAGUGUCGUCAUGUUAAAUACUAACUUGUCUCAAGAUGGCAAUAGUGACAAAAUAUUGUCGUUAAAAACAGACAGACAAAAUCCCAAUAACAAGGAUGAUUAUUGGGACAUGGAAAUUUUAAACUCUGAUGACGAUAGUCUGCCAGAGUUGUGAAUGUGUCCUGAAAGUGUGAAUGUGCUCUUAAUACUUUAAAAGUGUUAUAGUGUAAGUGCUUUAGAUAUUUAGUAAGACACAGUUCUAAAAGAACUCAAAAGUGUGCUGAAAAAUACAGUAAAAUAACCAUUGUUUUUGUUAUAUUAUAUAUCAUAUCUUUAUUUUAAAAAAGUGCCAUGUUAGUGUUCUUAAUACAUAACUGGAAUCGACAUUGGGAAUUUUAUAACUGAAUAUAAUUGGUAUUGAUAUGUGGUUGAUUUAUUGACUGAUUAAGAUUAAGCAGCAAAACUAUAUAUGAACUCUGCCUUGUAAUUUGUUGGGUGGGUUUAUAAAAAAAAAGGUUUUCAACCAGAUAUGAUAAUAAUAAAUAUCUAAUUGGGAUUAAGACAUUUUUUCUAUGGGAUAUAUGUAAUUGGGAUCAUGAAAUUUUACUAUAUCAUUUUUUGUGGGUAUAUUAUUCUAUGAUUAGCUUGUAAUGUUCUAUAAUUUCCAUUUUAUUAAUUCUUUGACUUUUUGGUCAUUUUAAAUUAAACUUUAAAUUUGAUAAGCUCAGCAAUUAUUCUGUGUCUCAAACUUCUCAGUUUGAAUAUCACAAACCAUGGGUGCUUUAAAUCAUAAUCUUAGGAAUAUUUUAUAUUCAUUAAAUACUGAAACUAGUGUACAUUCCAUCAUGUUUAACUCGUCCUCGGUAUCCCCAGUGUACUUAUUCCGUUCUACUCCACUAACCCCUGGGUUAAUCCAUAGGGUUUCCAUGAUUUGAAAUUAUCUGCCCUGGCCUUGAUUGUAGAUAAAGUCUACGAACCAAUCAAAAAACAGUUUACAAACCUGUCGUUUCGACUUCGUUUUUAUAAGGGUAGAUGAUCAUAUUCAUGUCCAUUAAUCAUUUAUGUAAAUAAUGUAUAUAUUUCUAAUUGAUUUAUAUUUAAUUGCAUUAUCAAAAUCUGUAGUACGUUUCGCUGAUUUCAAAUAUCUAUAACAUCUAUAUGUUUGACUUUUGCUAUUAUUAUUACUAUUCAUUCUUUGCCUGAAAUGUUUCAUGUUUAUUAUUGUUGAUACUUGGCAAUUUGAUUCUCAAUUAACUCUUAAAAAAUUAAUAUACUAUAUAAUAAUUGGAAUUUGUUGUUAAUAAAUAUGCAUUCUCUCAUUUAGGCUACCUUCUGGCUAAUUCCUAACCUUGUCUCUUGAAGGGGGGGAGCCUUUGCAUUUUGCUUACUUUACCUAAUGAGAGUUUCUUCCCUUUGCCAACUUUCUUUGCAAUUAACGAUUUAUGGGAUUGGUCGAUAAAAAUAGCACAAUCAUCAAGGGCAGAUAACUUGAAAACAUGUCCUACCCAUAGAUUAACUCAGGGGUUAGUGGCGUAGAACGGAAUGAGACUACUGGUGAUACUGAGGAUAUGUUUAACUGUGCGUGUAUAAAUAUGGCAUUAAUAUCCAAAUGUAUAUUUUGUGUGUUUUCUAUGUCUUUCAUCUUUAUAUCAAGUAUUUUAAGACUUGUCACUUUGUUGAUUCAUACAAUUCCAUGAAAAUAUAACUAAUAAUUGGUCUUAUGUAAUAAAUAAUAUUUUGGUAACAGAA
This is a messenger RNA of Patella vulgata (common limpet), 12298 nucleotides long. Its product is annotated as SMC5-SMC6 complex localization factor protein 2. The transcript has 23 exons. The coding region runs from base 264 to 10724 and encodes 3486 amino acids. The record is from RefSeq and is a predicted model, not a curated record. NCBI's taxonomy places the organism in Eukaryota, Metazoa, Mollusca, Gastropoda, Patellidae.